Molecule: messenger RNA, 1178 nt
Organism: Medicago truncatula (barrel medic)
Lineage: Eukaryota; Viridiplantae; Streptophyta; Magnoliopsida; Fabales; Fabaceae
Product: (+)-neomenthol dehydrogenase
Exons: 5
Coding region: 70-960 (296 amino acids)
Cellular component (GO): membrane
Source: RefSeq, a predicted model, not a curated record
ACCCAUUUUAAUUUAUAAUCUUCAUUUUGGUCAACACAUAUUUGCUAGCACCUCACUCUUACCAUAUCAAUGGCAGAAGCAACAACAAUAUAUGCAGUUGUUACAGGAGCAAACAAAGGAAUAGGAUUUGCAGUAUGCAAUCAAUUGGCUUCUAAAGGGAUCACUGUGGUGCUUACUGCAAGAGAUGAAAAGAGAGGUCUUGAAGCUGUUGAGAAAUUGAAACAGCUUUCUUUGCCUGGUCUUGUUGUUUUCCAACAACUUGAUGUCAUAGAUCAUGCAAGUAUAAGAUCAUUUGUAGAUUUUAUCAAGAAUCAAUUUGGUAAACUAGAUAUCUUGGUAAACAAUGCUGGGAUUCCUGGAGCACAAGUAGACGGUGAAGCUCUUGCUGCUGCUAAAAUUGUGGAAAAUGGUGGCCAGAUUGAUUGGAGUAAAAUAAUAACUCAAACCUAUGAACAAACUGAAUUAGGUAUUAAAACAAACUACUAUGGAGCAAAGGACUUGACAGAAGCCCUUAUUCCAUUUCUCCAGCUUUCAAGCUCACCAAAAGUUGUCAAUGUUUCCGCAUCCAUGGGAAAGUUGGAGAAACUUCCAAAUGGAUGGCCUAAGGAAGUAUUGAGUGAUGUUGAAGAACUUACAGAAGAAAAGAUUGAUGAAGUUUUGAAUCAAUUUCUAAAGGAUUUUAAAGAGGGGUCACUAGAAAACAAAGGUUGGCCUGAUAAUAAUUUGUCUACUUACAUUAUCUCAAAAGUUGCUCUAAAUGCCUAUACAAGGGUUGUGGCUAGAAAGUAUCCAUCAAUAUGCAUCAAUGUUGUUUGUCCUGGCUUUGUGAAAACAGAUAGUACUUACAAUACAGGUUAUCUAACACCUGAUGAAGGUGCUGAAUCAAUUCUGAGGUUGGCAUUGCUAUCUGAUGGUAGUUCUGGUCACUUUUUUGUUAGAAAUGAAGAGAAACCAUUUUGAUCAAAGAUUGGUUGUUGUCAAAAAACAAAUUGUGAAAGAUACAUGCAGGAUAAUUAUGGGCUGAAAACAAUUACUUUGUAUUGAUUUUUUUCUACUUGUGUUUCACUAAAGAGAAUAAAGUUCGACCAGGAAUUGAACCCUAACCAAAUAGUUAAAGAUGUACCCCUGGUGUCACACCAUAUUAGUAGAUGUCAUCUAUACUAUUGUUGGUCCUCCCA